AUGCCAAUCUCCAUCGGUUCGGGAUCCGAACAAAUCCCAACCCUCUCGCCCGUGAUCUUCUCCAAAUACGAGACGAUCACGGCCUCCCGAUCCCUCGCGCGUGCCUUCUCUCGGGCCCUCGCCUUCGACUCCUGCUCGAGGCGCGCCAGCUCCUGCCUCCGCCAGUCCUCCUCCCGAGCCACCCUCUCCUCCUCCAUCCUCUCGAGCACCUCCCCCAACUUCCGGUGCAUUUUCUCCUGGUGCUCCACCACUUGCCUCAACAAGCUCUCGAAAAACUCCACCAUCGGGCUAAUCACACGCCCAUUAUUUUCCCGCGCAUUCUUUUUCCACUUUUUCCUAGAUUCGGGCGGUCGGGCAGCGGUCCCGGGCAGACUAUCGGUUUUUUCGCAAGGGCUUGUUUGGUUGACCUCAGCUGUGCCUAGUGGUGCGUAUAUGGCCUCCAGCUCGCCAAAGUGGGUUUUGCUUUUGGCGUCAUCCAAACAGAGAUUAAGAGAAGAAUACCAAAAGGAUAAUGGUUGUUCAACAAUGGACGGCGGCGAAUCUGAUUGA
Striga asiatica is the source of this 549-nucleotide messenger RNA. NCBI's taxonomy places the organism in Eukaryota, Viridiplantae, Streptophyta, Magnoliopsida, Lamiales, Orobanchaceae. The record is from the annotation of a GenBank genome assembly.